Molecule: messenger RNA, 1905 nt
Organism: Triticum turgidum subsp. durum (durum wheat)
Lineage: Eukaryota; Viridiplantae; Streptophyta; Magnoliopsida; Poales; Poaceae
Source: the annotation of a GenBank genome assembly
AUGGUGCUGGACAAAAUUGACGACACUGUCCCUUUUUGCAAGCCACCCUUGCUGAAUCUUCAUACUAGCACCUCUUUUGAAGGAUUUACACAUAAUGAUGGAAAGAAAGAGAGCAGAUCGGAUGCAGACAACUCAGAAGGAGAGAAGAAGACUAAAAUAGCCUCCUUCAAGAAGAAGGCAAUUAACGCAGGGAACAAAUUCAGACAUUCCCUAAGGAGGAGAAGCAAAAAGAAGAAUGAAAAUCAGAUUUCCAUCGAGGACAUAAGAGAUGUUCAAGAUCUACAGGCCGUUGAAGCAUUUCGACAGUGCUUGCUUGAUGAGGACUUGUUGCCGCAACAACAUGACGAUUACCACAUGAUGCUGAGGUUCCUGAAGGCACGGAAGUUUGAUGUUGAGAAGGCAAAGCUUAUGUGGUCUGAUAUGCUUGCAUGGAGAAAGGAAUUUGGGACCGACAAUAUAGAGGAAUUUGAUUACUCUGAGUUAAAUGAAGUUAUGAAGUAUUAUCCACAGUUUUACCAUGGGGUGGAUAAAGAUGGAAGACCUGUCUAUGUAGAGUUAAUAGGAAAAGUUGAUGCCAACAAGGUGGUGCAAGUAACAACUAUAGACCGAUAUGUGAAAUAUCAUGUCAAGGAGUUUGAGAAAUGUUUCCAGAUGAGAUUUCCAGCUUGCUCAAUUGCUGCAAAACGGCACCUGGACUCGUGCACUACUAUUCUGGAUGUGCAAGGCGUGGGAUUGAAGAACUUCUCGAAAACUGCAAGGGAACUAAUCACCCGACUGCAGAAGAUUGACAGCGACAACUACCCAGAGACAUUAUGCCGGAUGUACAUAAUUAAUGCUGGUCAAGGCUUCAAGAUGUUAUGGGGCACAAUAAAGUCUUUUCUUGAUCCGAAAACUGCUUCAAAGAUUCAUGUUCUUGGAACCAAGUACCAAAAUAAGCUACUUGAAAUAAUCGAUGAGAGUGAAUUGCCAGAAUUUUUUGGUGGCAAAUGCAAGUGUGAAGAACAUGGAGGUUGUCAGAGAUCAGAUAAAGGUCCUUGGAAGGAUCCCACCACAAUAAAGAGGGUCCUGAAUGGUGAGGCAAACUACGACAGACAAAUCGUGACCAUAUCAGGCACUGAUGGCAAGAUCAUCGGUUAUGCUAGGCCGCAGCGCCCAAAUCAGGGAAAGGGCAGUGAUGCAUCUGCUGAGUCUGGGUCUGAAGUGGAAGAUGCUACAUCUCCUACUGCACCAAAGACCCUCAUAACAAACCCUUCUUUGACCCCUGUUCAUGAGGAGUCAAAAUUUGCAACACAUGCAUCCACGUCUGCUGUUCGCCCCACUAUUGAAGAAAGCAUCCCUGUUGUUGACAAGGUUGUGGACGACGGAUGGAGCAGCCCCAGAGCUAGUCCAGUGUCUUCUUCCUCAGGUUCAUUAUCCUUGAGAAAUCUACCGACCACAUUCGAAGGAAUUCGGACAUUGGCUGUCGCAUGGCUGACAGUCUUCAUCGUGACCCUUUUCGCCAUGUUUCGAAGUAUCCCGAGCAGAAUGGCCAAAAGGCUCUCGAACCAAUCCAAUGAUCACGACCACUAUUACGUGGACUGCCCUCAAGAGCAAGAGUACAAGGAGGAGUUCCGACCUCCGUCUCCUGCCCCGGCCUACACGGAGAAGGAAAUCCUCUCAACUCUGGUAAGACGGCUAGGUGAGCUGGAGGAGAAGGUGCAGGCGCUUGAAAAAAAGCCAUCCGAGAUGCCAUUCGAGAAGGAGGAGCUGCUCAAUGCGUCCGCCCGCCGUGUGGACGCCUUGGAAGCCGACUUGAUUUCUACAAAGAAGGCCCUCUACGAGGCGCUGAUGCGUCAGGACGAGCUGCUCGCAUUCAUCGACAAGCAAGACAUGCUCAAGUUCCGCAAGAAGAAAUUCUGCUUCUGA